AUUGAGGAACUUGGUCGUGUCUUGUGUAACGUAUGCAAUGUGGUGCCUGGUGGAAUUGUCUGCUUCUUCCCCUCAUAUGACUAUGAGAAAGCUGUGCACUCGGCCUGGGAGAAGAGUGGUACAAUUCAAAAGAUACAGCUCAAAAAGAGAGUGUUUCGAGAACCAAAGAGGAGUGGAUUGGCAGAGAAUGUGUUAGCAGAGUACACUACCUGUAUACAACGAUGUGCCGCCUGGCAAGGGAGUGUCACCGGUGCACUUCUGAUGUCCGUCGUUGGUGGCAAGAUGAGUGAAGGCAUCAACUUCUCCGACGAUUUGGGCAGGUGUGUUGUCAUGGUAGGCUUACCAUACCCUAACAUCAACUCUCCAGAACUGAAGGAAAAAAUGAACUACCUUAACAGUCACUUUCCUCCAGGCCAAGAUGGCAAACAAGCUGGCCAGGUACACUAUGAAAACUUGUGUAUGAAAGCAGUCAACCAGUCUAUAGGGAGAGCUAUUCGCCACAGAAAUGAUUACGCGUCCAUUCUCUUGCUAGAUCAGCGCUACUUGAGGUCAAGUGUCACUUCCAUGCUGCCACAGUGGAUCAGCCAACACCUGCAGUCUGCGGAAAACUUUGUCUCCGUAAUGAAAGCUUUACCAAAGUUUUUCAACAGUCAUAAAACAAAGCCCUGA
Messenger RNA from Candidula unifasciata, 669 nucleotides. NCBI's taxonomy places the organism in Eukaryota, Metazoa, Mollusca, Gastropoda, Stylommatophora, Geomitridae. The record is from the annotation of a GenBank genome assembly.